AUGACAACCUUUUGCUUCUCAGUGGUCACAAAUGCGUCCGUGGCAGUGAACCUGUCGAUAUGUUUCCAUGGAGACGACAAGUUCAAGUACUUUGCCUACACCUUGACCUACUCGAUGCUGUUCCCUGUGGCCUUUCUGUCCAACCUGUGCGCGCUGAUCGUCUUCACUCUACAGAGGAAAGAGAGACCAUCUUCGUCGUCAAUGGUGAUGGUGAACAUGGCGCUGUCAGACCUCAGCUUCUCUCUGACGCUACCCCUCAGACUGGUCUACUAUUCCAGGCAGGGCAUCUGGAACUUUCCCGACUGGCUCUGCCGCCUCUGUGUCUAUGGCUUCUACGUCAACCUCUACACCAGCAUCCUGUUUCUGACUCUUCUGAGCAUGCUUCGAUGGCACGCUGUGGUACAACCACUACAUCAUUCCAGACUGGCCACUCCCAAUCGCGUUCUGUUGGUCUGCCUGGGCAUCUGGUUGUUUGUGGGCGGGUCUUCCUCCUUCUUCCUGGCUCAGGGUGUGGUCUACAGAGGAGGCAUCCCCCGCUGUUUUGAGGUGCAAAGACCCUCCUCUUGGCAGAAGGUCCUGGCGCUGAAUUACUUGGCGGUAAUCCUGGGGUUUGCUUUGCCGUUCGUCAUCAUCAUCUGCAGCUACAGCUUUCUUCUGAAUCACCUGACCUCUCGCCCAGCCUCCCUGCGUCUCAAGAAAGGAAACCGGGAACCCAGUGUGGCCAGUGUGGCCAGGCGGAAGAGAUCUCUGUCGCUGGUGACGGCCGUCUGCGUCACCUUCCUGCUGUGUUUCUUCCCGUACCACACCGUUCGCACAGUGCACUUACACUCUGUGUGCGGAGGAUGGAGCUGUGCCGCUGUGGUCACGCUGCAGCGGCUUGCGGUGGUCACGCUCUGUCUCGCCGCUUCUAACAGUGCAGUGAACCCUUUACUUUAUUACUACUGCACUCAGAACUUCAGGGAAAAACUAAAACGGGCCAGCACCAAGAUUACAAACAGUAGGAGAUUAUCGCGGCCUGAGCUCUGA
Knipowitschia caucasica is the source of this 1026-nucleotide messenger RNA. Lineage: Eukaryota; Metazoa; Chordata; Actinopteri; Gobiiformes; Gobiidae. The record is from the annotation of a GenBank genome assembly.